AUGGGCUUCUUUGUCUGCCUCGAUGCGCUGCUCUACCAUCUGACUUUUCUUCCUGUCCGCAUUGCCGUGGCCCUGACAACUCUCCCCGGCGCUGUCUGCGGUCUUGGCGCUCCUCUCUCAUCGCAGCAGGCCUGCGAUCUGCUCCGCGGUCUCAUCUUUGCCGCCUGCUUUGCCCUGCUCUCGCUCGUCGACGCCUCGUACGUCUACCAUAUGGUCCGUGGUCAGUCGUCCAUCAAGCUGUACGUCAUUUUCAACUGCUGUGAGAUCUUCGACAAGCUCUGCUGCGCGCUCGGACUCGACAUCCUCGAUACCCUCUUUGGCCUGCUCCGCGCGUCGGUGACCCGCGUGACCGGCGGCCGCCGCGGGCUCUCGGGCCCGCACGAGGUCAUCAUGGCCUUUGGCACUCUGCCGAUCCUAGGCUCGGCUCUCGCGGCUGUCGUUUACGUCGCUAUCCAUGCUGCUGUCCUCUUUACUCUCUCGGUCUCCAUCAACGUUGCCAUCAACUCGUACAACAACGCACUUGUCACCCUCCUCGUCUCCAACCAGAUCAUCGAGCUCAAAAAGUCUGUCUUUAAGCGGUGUGUCAAGGAGAACUUGUUCCAGCUAGCGUGCGCAGACAUUGUCGAGCGCGCUCAGCUGUUCAUCUUUCUUGCUGUCGUCUGUCUCCAGAACCUGGUCCAAGAUGCCCAGGCGAGUUGGGCCGAGUUCCUCGGCCGCACCGGCCGCUCGGUCCUCAUCUUCUGGGCCUCAGAGAUUGUGGUCGACUCUGUUAAGCACUCGUUCAUCUGCAAGUUCAACAAGCUCGACGCCGGCCUCUACUCCAAGUUCUCGUCCAUCCUCUACUCUGACAUCAUCAACGGCCGGCUGCCGGCCUCUCAGCCGUCGGCCAAGCCGCACCACGCCGUCUCGCACCGCAUCGGCUUUGUUCCCAUCCCGCUCGCUUGCCUCUUCCUUCACACCAUUUCCCGUGUCCUUCCGCUGGCCCAUCUUCCGCGCUGGUCGCCGUAUUGGCUCGCCGUCGUCGUCACGUGCUACCUCAACCUGGUAGCCCUCAAGAUCCUGGUCUCCAUCUGCCUCCUCGGCCGCGCUGCUGUCCGCCACGCCAAGUCGCUCGAUGCCCAGACGGCAGCUCUUGCUUCCAUGCGAUCCAAGGCCACACCUUACGCCACCCCGCCCGCUUCGACCCUGUGCUCGCUGCCGACUCGCCCGCAGCUUGCUGCUGCUACUGCUGCUGCCGCUGCCGCUCCUAGUUCUGCUGCCACCUUUACCGCUCCGACCGAUGCUGAAUCGGCUGCCGCGAGUUCGUCUACUAACUCGCACCCGCCGCUCCCGGAUCGGGUUCUUUCGGCCUCAUCCGAGGACCUCACCGACAUCCAGCGGUACACCCUGUUUGGCCGCCGCCUGGUGUAG
Messenger RNA from Thecamonas trahens ATCC 50062, 1410 nucleotides. RefSeq lists its product as uncharacterized. Gene Ontology annotation, biological process: maintenance of protein localization in endoplasmic reticulum. Gene Ontology annotation, cellular component: endoplasmic reticulum membrane. The record is from RefSeq and is a predicted model, not a curated record. NCBI's taxonomy places the organism in Eukaryota, Apusomonadida, Apusomonadidae. The transcript has 2 exons. Bases 1 to 1410 code for a protein of 469 amino acids.